This is a messenger RNA of Monoraphidium neglectum, 801 nucleotides long. RefSeq lists its product as hypothetical. NCBI's taxonomy places the organism in Eukaryota, Viridiplantae, Chlorophyta, Chlorophyceae, Sphaeropleales, Selenastraceae. The record is from RefSeq and is a predicted model, not a curated record. The transcript is spliced from 4 exons. Bases 1 to 801 code for a protein of 266 amino acids. Gene Ontology annotation, molecular function: cysteine-type deubiquitinase activity. Gene Ontology annotation, biological process: protein deubiquitination.
AUGUUCGCCACGUGCAUCGGCCCUCCGCCCCUGUCACCGGCUGCGGCGGCCCUCGAGCGCCAUGACCUUCCGCUGCCAGCCGGGGGGGCGCUGCGUGACGCCGGCCGCCUGCGGCGAGAGCUGCUGGACCAAAGCAGCGUCGUGGCGUCGACACUGGCGGCUUCACGGCCGGGGAGCCAGGUGUGGGGACCGGCAGAUUCGGCGGCUGUGCAGCAGCAGCAGCAGCAGCAGCAGCAGCAGCAGCAGCAGCAGCAGCAGCAGCAGCAGCAGCAGCAGCAGCAGCAGCAGCAGCUUGCGUCGCCGAUCGAUUUUGACAGUGGCCGUGCAUCUGCAUCAGCGCUGCUGCGGCUGCGAGCAGAGGGGGCCGGCAGCCUGCACUGGACCCCCAGCAGGCUCCAAUUAGAGGAGCAGCUGGCGACGGCGCAGGCUGUGUCGGACGCCGAGCUUGAGCCGGACAUGAAGUCCGGCUGCGAGCGGCUGCAGGAGCGCCUUUCUGCUUUCAGGCUGGUGGCUAUGCGGUCGGUGGGCGACGGCAACUGUCAGUUCAGGGACGACUCGGAAUUUUAUGCCAGCUAUCUGGGGGACGACCUGGAUGCAUACCUUGCUUCAAUGGAGCUCAGCGGGACGUGGGGCGACGAGCUGACUCUGAGGGCGCUGUCGGACGCUCUGUCGAUGCGCGUCCUCGUGAUCACGUCGGAGCAGCACAACUGGCUGCUGCGGUAUGAGCCGGCUGAGGAGGCGCCUCGGCUGGAGUGCUUCCUGCUGUACGACAGCCCGGUCCACUACGACAGCAUCCGGUGA